AUGAAACUGCACACAAUCCGUAUAGCAAACCCACUCCUCUAUGGAAUUGCGGUUGGAGAAGGUUUCAUAGCCAGGAAAAUUCCUAUUAAUCCGGCUUGCUUCAGAUGUGGGGAAAGUUUGGAAACAAUUGGUCACACGCUCCUUACAUGUCCCUUUGCUAGAGCCGUUUGGUUUGGCUCAUCCUUAUCUCAGUUAACCUCUAUGCCUACUUCCAAUAAGAUAAGCGAUUGGUUGCAGUGCUGGAAUCCUAUUUUCAGCAGUGAUAAAAAGCUGGCUCAAGCUCGAUUCUCCCUGGCCUCUUUCCUACUUUGGUUCAUUUGGAAGGCUCAUAACGAUUUGAUUUUCAACAAUAAGCAAUGGUCACCACAGCAAGUUAUUUCCAUGGCUGAGAAAGCUCAUCAAGAAUUCUCUUCGGUGGUUUGCAAACCUCCCUCAGUCUCUGUUGAAGUUGAAGAGCGAAAUUUUCCUUCCUCCCUUUCUUGGACUCCCCCUAAUGAGCCUUUCCUUAAAAUCAAUUGUGAUGCAGCAUGGGUUAAAAAUUCUGGUAAAGGAGGUUUAGGGAUCAUCAUCAGGGAUAAUCGGGGAUUCUUAUACAUGCUUUUUCUUCAGGUACCUCCGUGA
Telopea speciosissima is the source of this 621-nucleotide messenger RNA. RefSeq lists its product as uncharacterized. Lineage: Eukaryota; Viridiplantae; Streptophyta; Magnoliopsida; Proteales; Proteaceae. The coding region runs from base 1 to 621 and encodes 206 amino acids. The record is from RefSeq and is a predicted model, not a curated record. The transcript has a single exon.